Durusdinium trenchii is the source of this 1021-nucleotide messenger RNA. The record is from the annotation of a GenBank genome assembly. NCBI's taxonomy places the organism in Eukaryota, Dinophyceae, Suessiales, Symbiodiniaceae.
CACAAACAUGAAUGUGAAUCCCCACAGACCUGCGAAUCCCCACGGCUCCGGAUGAAUCAUCGGACUGUCGAAUGUGGAUUGCGGGCCGCAAUCAACGGUCAGGAUCUAUCCGAGCGACCUUGGAAAGGGCCAAGACAAGGGGAGGACAACAGCAGGACGAGAGAGGAGGACAACAGCAGGGCAAGGACAGGCUUAGCAAACAUCCAUGUCCAACCCUGCCUGCCCAUGUCCAACCGCAUGCGGCCGAUAUAUCUAUCCUUUGGCAGAUCCGGCGGGCGUGGCUGGAGGAAGUGAAGGACGGUGCCGCAGUUUCAGAUCGUUUCCCAAGUGCCCGCGUGGAAGCCACGGGUGGUGCCAUGGCUCGGCUGCGGCAAGCAUCCAUUCUGAUGGUGCUGGUGCUGGCCAUGCUAGCAGCCAUGCCCAGCUUCUUGAUGCCACCGGCCCCGAACGGCGCCCGUGCGUAUGCGCUUCGGGGCCACACAGACACGCGCGUCGAAGCGGCGGAGUUGGCCAGCGCUUUGCCAGUGGCUUUGGGGGCUGGGCUCAUGUUGGCGCUUACCCUGCUCGUGCCGGCCACCAACCGCUACGAAGCCAAGGACUGCCAGGGCCCGGCUUCUCACAUUGCGAGAGAUAUCCAGCGGGACGAGGCCGUGUUUGUGCGGCACAACGAGGAACGCCUUGGCCAGGUGAGACAGAAGUUGAGGGAACAUGCCAAGGUGGCUGUUGACCGACGCCUGUGCUUGGAGUUUGACAUAGACCCAGUUUGAAUUAUGUGCCUGAGACAAUCUUGGGUUGCACAAUUAAUGAGGGGUUCAACAUGUGAAUCGCUUCCGGGACCCCUAUACAGAGAUAUACACUGACACCCAGGUGUCACAGAAAAGGGAUUGAAAAGUGCAUGUUUGCUGUUAGCCAGGGUCAGGCAUUUGAUAACAGUGGAUGCCCGGGUGGUGAGGGAAGUUCCGCUCAGUUUUCGAUGCGCUUGUACAGUGGAUCUGACAGAUUUGCAGAUACAGGGGUUGUC